AAGGCAAGUGAAGGUGGAAAGACCGACGGAGCGGCGAAGCGCGCGGGCAGCAGCAAGGGAGGCCGACCCAGCACGCAGAGACAGACGCACGGACAGUGGGUACCCCCCAAAAGAAAGGAAAAAGGGGCGCCAUGACGGAACUCCAGGAAGUGCAGAUCACAGAGGAGAAGCCGCUUCUGCGAGCCCCAGGAGCACCUGAUCCGGGCAAGGAUGCUGAACUGAUAACAGCCAAACUUCUUGAGGAACAUGGCCAGAAACACACGGUGGAGACACCUUAUGGAAUUGUGACAAUCACCAUCCAUGGAACACCCAAACCCAAACGUCCUGCCAUCCUCACGUACCAUGAUGUGGGACAAAACCAUCAUUCGUGCUUCGACACCCUUUUCCACUAUGAGGACAUGCAAGAGAUCAUAAAGAACUUCGUGGUGAUACAUGUGGACGCGCCUGGCAUGGAGGAGGGUGCCCCGGCCUUCCCUGUGGGGUAUCAAUAUCCUUCUCUGGACCAGCUGGCUGACAUGAUCCCCUGCAUCCUGCAAUACGUCAACUUUACCAGCAUCAUUGGAAUCGGAGUUGGAGCUGGUGCUUACAUCCUGGCACGCUACAGUCUCCUUCAUGCAAACACUGUGGAGGGUUUGGUUCUGAUCAACAUUGACCCCAAUGCCAAGGGCUGGAUGGAUUGGGCUGCUCACAAGCUGACUGGCCUCACAUCUUCAAGCUCUGAGAUGAUUUUGGGGCAUCUCUUCAGCCAGGAAGAAUUGUCCAAGAACACCGAGAUGGUGCAACAGCAGAGGGAUAUCCUGAGUCAUGCAACUAACUUGCCCAAUAUCCAACUCUACUGGGGCAGUUACAACAGCCGCAGAGACUUGACUCUGGAGCGUGGAGGCGACCACACUUUCAAAUGUCCUGUGAUGUUGGUGGUGGGAGAUCAGGCCCCUCAUGAAGAUGCUGUGGUGGAGUGCAAUUCCAAACUAGACCCCACCCAGACAUCCUUCCUGAAGAUGGCAGAUUCAGGAGGACAGCCGCAGUUGACCCAGCCUGGUAAACUGACUGAGGCAUUCAAGUACUUUGUGCAGGGCAUGGGAUACAUCCCUCACGUACUGGACAAGAAACUGAGUCAGGGUGGCUUCGUCCUGCAUGACACGCCUGUCUCGCUCACGCACCGCCUCUCUGUCCAGUGCCACCUCGGGGGACGGGAACCGCUCUCGCUCGCGCACCCUGUCGCAGAGCAGCGAGGCAGGGGCGCCUCAGCCCCCCGCCCCCACCAUGGAGGUGUCCUGCUGAGCGCCGAGCCAGGGGACAAGACCACCUCCCACCACUGAACAGGACUUCUGCUAUCCCACAAUGCACUCCGGCCACUGGGCCAUGUGACAAUCUCCCCUAACGGUACUAAACGUCCAGGGAGGCCCAGAUGGGAUGCAAUUUCACUCUUUUAAAAACAAACAUUAACUCCCCCCCAACCCAUCCUUCUCACCCAACACAUACGCACCUCCCUCGCCAACCUUGCCCCCUUCCCUCUCAUAACCUAAUUAAUGUCAGCCUCCAGUUUCCUUAGUGACCCUCAACACCUAGACUCGUAUGGAUGGAAUACUAUACUAUACUAUACAUUUUAUGAACUGUUAGGUUCUUGGCACCAGUUCUGAAUUUUUCAUUUCUCCUCCAUCCAGUUGCACACUUUAGUUUUGUUAACAAGGGAGGUUUGGAUUAUUGUUGGGGUUUUUCUUUUUUCUUGUCUAAAUCAUAACUAACCAUUGUUCCUCCCUCUAAAAUUCUAUGUUCUCAGAGUAGCCUGGAUGGGCAUCGGAUUGCCUUGCUAGCUCUUUGUCCCCUCUGGAGUGUAUAUAGGCAAAAGCAGGACCUCACAAGAGAGACGCACAAGCCCCUAUAAGGACUUGCACUGCUACUGUCAUGCUGGCAUAGUGCUCCUGAAUUAGGAGUUGCUCACCCACCCACCCACUCCCACCACACCUCUGUGCCCAUACGCCCAUUUCGUCUUGUUUUGGUCUCAUCUCCCAAGAUUUCUAUUUGUCCUGGAAGACGUUAGUUGCUCCUCAGGGCAAAAAUAAAUUCUGCGCUCCACUAACAGAUUAAAAGAAACUUACCUUCUCCAUUUCUUCCAUCUCUCUUUGCUUUUAUUUCGCAUUUUCUCCACUCUCCUACAUCCGUUUCCCAUUAGCCAAAGAUUUCAUUUCCUGCCUAUUCUGUCUCCCUCCCACCUGCCAUAAAACUAAUCCUUUGUAGAUGGUAGCUUGCUUUGUGGUGUGCAUGUACAGUCCCUGCUAAAUCAGCAAGUGGUAUCAGUGAUUAGAGGUGUUUGGGAGGCUGGGUGAGGCUGAAAACGAGGGGGCGGGUGUUGGGGAGGGGGGUCGUUCCUCUUGGGGAAUCCUUGGGUGGGGGACGGCUGGGGGCUUCAGAUGGAUUGUCCUGUUGCCUCCGUGCCAGCACAGAGGGCAACAGACCAUGAUUAUAUACUGGCUUCACAUAUGAAAUGAGUGGAGGAGACCUCCGACUGUGGUCAGUGGUGAAUUUUCCCUUGCAACCAGCACUGACUGUCAUGGGGCUCCAGCUUGUGGCUUUGAGCAGGGCUCUCGUAGUGCUGUGGAGGGCGAACUUUGCGCCAGCUUCUUCUGUAACAGGAUUCCAACUGUAUCAGCUAUUUGAUUGUUAACAGGUAUAUUAAAAAGUCAGUGUUUAGAUCGUGUUUGCUAUGUUGAACUCGCAGAAAUAAGGAAUCCAAAAGGAUGAAGGUAAAAUUGGGGGAAAGAACAAAACAAAAAAAUGGACCAGUAGUAGGUGAGGGUAUUCAGUAUGUAAGCCUUGGAGUGACAUAUAGCACUUCAUCGAGAUGUAAAGAAUCUUGUGGAACAUUAAAGAUGACGGUCCAGUUACAAAGUCACCUUACUUAUUCCUUAAACCUGAAUGGGCACUGGGGAUGAAUGGCUCAGCUGCCUGUAACAAAGGGGCAUUGCUUUGAAAUGGGUUCCAGCUGGGAUUUUAACUCCUGCAUGUAAUGGGAUCCUGUUGUAUUUGAGAAUGUGUGAGCUCUGUUUAUUUUCCCCAGAGCAGUCGAUGGUGAAUCCUGACUCUUAACAAUAAAAUAUCUAGAGAGGAA
Molecule: messenger RNA, 3109 nt
Organism: Pogona vitticeps (central bearded dragon)
Lineage: Eukaryota; Metazoa; Chordata; Lepidosauria; Squamata; Agamidae
Source: RefSeq, a predicted model, not a curated record